This is a messenger RNA of Ictalurus punctatus (channel catfish), 3677 nucleotides long. RefSeq names its product probable E3 ubiquitin-protein ligase HERC6. NCBI's taxonomy places the organism in Eukaryota, Metazoa, Chordata, Actinopteri, Siluriformes, Ictaluridae. The coding region runs from base 52 to 3126 and encodes 1024 amino acids. The transcript has 23 exons. Gene Ontology annotation, molecular function: ubiquitin-protein transferase activity. The record is from RefSeq and is a predicted model, not a curated record.
UGGUGAUGAGAGAGAGCUUCAUUCACACCCCAGCGUCUCUGCAGCAGCAUCAUGGUCUUCUGCUGGGGCGAUUCAUCCAGAGGACAGCUGGCUUUUCCCGGCACUGGAGGGAAUGGCAUCACCACACCGACUUCAGUCAACUUUAAUGAACAACUCAUUCAGAUCUCUUGUGGAGAACAGCACACUUUAUUCCUGACUGUCAGCGGACAGGUGCUGUCCUGUGGCCGAAACUCUAAAGGACAGCUGGGACGGUCCAAGAGCAAAGACACCAGACUGCCAGUGAAGAUUGAAGGCUUGGGAGCUGUCGCUGCGGUAGCAUGUGGACAGGACCACAGUUUGGCUCUGUGUGAUUCAGGUCAAGUGUUUUCCUGGGGAGCGGGUGGAGAAGGUCAGCUGGGCCACAACAACCUUGUGGCAAAAUGUCUCAAACCAGUACCACUUGUGAUACCAUUACCCGUCCAAAUUCCAGUGGUGCAGGUGGCUUGUGGAAAUUUCCAUUCUUUGGCCCUAACAAAAGGAGGUGAAGUCUAUUCGUGGGGUCAGAAUAAAUAUGGGCAGCUGGGUCUGGGGAAAUCAGUGGACCUGCAGCCUGAACCUGCUCUGGUACGAGCUAUUGUCGGAGUUCCAGUCAUUCAGAUCUCUGCUGGUGGAACACAUACCAUGGCACUGGCUCUCCCAGCUCAAGUGUUCUGCUGUGGAGCUAACAGUGUUGGACAGCUGGGCCUUAAUAGGACUGAUGUGAAAGGCCGAUUUGCAGUAUGUGCAGUUCCAGCUUUGAGGAACUUGGGGGUGUCUUCCAUCAGCUGUGGAGCGGCUCACACUGCUGUUCUCACUAAGGCUGGAGAGGUGUACACAUUCGGAGAGGGAGCUCAUGGUCAACUUGGGCACAACUCCACCAAUAAUGAGCUUCGACCCAGGAAAGUUGAGGACCUUGAUGGACCUGCUAAACAAGUAACCUGUGGCAGCCACCACACUCUGGUUCUGAUGCCGUCUGGUAUCCUCUUCACAUUUGGCCGUGAUGUCCAGGCACGGGCGAGUGGUGACACUGAGAACAGCGUGCAGCCAGUAAAACUGGAAGGAGACUGGAGUAUCACAGGAGCAGGGAUACAAGCAGAAAUGAAGAUAUCAUCAGGCUACAGUUCCAACUUUCUUUUCUUUCCACAUUCCAAGACCAAUGUUCUUGGAGAGCCAAUUGGAAAACUUGAAGAGGCCCAAGUGCAGAGAUGGGUUACAAUGUUGGAAUCAGACAGAAGCAUUAAAGAAAUCAAAAGGGAGGUUGCCUUGACUUUUGCCACAAGUUCAAAUCUCGUCGCCUGCUUCAUUAAAGACAGGAAUACUCCAGGUACUAUUCAGGUUGAUUUGAAUGCUGCUAGCGAGACGUUUGACCAGCUCCUGAAGAUUCCCUGGAUCAAGAAUUCAGUGAACAUCACACAUGUGGUGGACAUCCUUUUGUAUGCUGCUCCAGUGAUGAGGUGUCCUGAGAUCUUCCUGCUUCUGCCCAUAUGCUCCAUUCUUCACGAACCACACAAUGUCAUUAGACUGGUGCUGCCGUUAGCUGUAGCCAUCACAGACCUCAAUGAGACUGCCCUGAAUAGCUUGAAGGAGUACUGGUCCUCCAUGGAUGCCAGCAUUAUGACAAAGUACAUCUGUAUGUGGAAACAAGCACUUGCCUUCCUCCUGAAGUCCACCAUGUGGUUAAAUUUUAACCCUGGUGUGAAAGCAGUGCUGGAAGUCCUCAAGUUACUUUACAGGGGAAACAAAAGGGCAGAGAAGUCAAGGAAGGUUCCACUCAGUGAGUUCUACAUAGAAGAAAUCGGCACCACACCAAACUUACUUGAAGAGGAUGCUAUGCUGUGGAAGUACAUUAAGUGGGGACUAGUUCAGGAAGUGGAUCAGACACCUGCCAUUUUCUGCCGUUACCCAUUUCUCCUGGAUCUGAUGAGCAAAAUCAGCAUUUUCAAAUACAUUGCUAAUUUGACCCAGAUGGCUCAUCAGCUUGUCCACAAUAAUGUGGUGGCUGGCGGAGUCUUUCGGGAGAUGUUCAAAUGGGAAGUCCCAACACCGAUCCUUCAGCUGAAAGUGAGACGCACUGCCCUGCUUGAGGACACAUUCAGACAACUUAACAAUGCUGACCAUGACAACUUUAAAAAAGCUCUAGUGGUGCAGUUUGUAGAAGACUCCAGACUGACAGAAGUGAACAAACGGGAUUUUUUCCUCCAUACGUUUAAUGAGCUUUUGGCUCCUAAAUCCGAGAUGUUCAUGUACAAUGACAAAGAAAGGCAAACAAUGAUCUGGUUCCCUGCCAAGCCAACACUUGAAUUAAAACAGUACUUCCUGUUUGGGAUCCUCUGUGGCCUGGCCCUCUACAACAGCAACAUAGUGCAUAUACCGUUUCCUCUGGCCUUGUUUAAAAAGCUGGUCAAUGUAAAGCCCACUCUGGAGGAUAUGAUUGAGUUCAUCCCUGUGAUCGGAAAGAGUUUGCAUUGCAUUCUUCAUGAGUACCCUGAUGAUGUUGUUGAUGACUUGAACAUCCCUUUCUGUGCGCACUGGGAUGGUGCUGAUGUGGAGCUGGAGUCCCACGGAAAAGGAAAAUCCGUGACAAGUGAUAACAAGAAGCAGUAUGUGGAGGCAUAUGUCGACUAUGCACUGAACAAGUCAGUGGAGCAGGUGUUUAAUGAGUUUAAGAGGGGAUUCUACAAAGUGUGCGAUGAAGAAGUGGUGAACUUAUUCCAGCCGGAGGAGCUCAGAGGAGUGAUGGCGGGCACAGAGGAAUACGACUGGGACACAUUCAGACAGAAUACAGCAUAUGCUGGACAGUACCAUGAGAGACACCCUACUAUUGUUGCUUUCUGGGAGGUAUUUGAGGAGCUGACGCAUGAGGAAAAGAAAGCCUUUCUCUUGUUUCUGACGGGCUGUGAUCGCGUACCUAUCCUUGGGAUGGAGCAAGUUAGGAUGAUCAUAUUGGACCGUCCUAACUUCACCCAGGACCAUCUGCCAGAGUCCCUCACCUGCCACUCUCAUUUCAUGCUCCCUCCAUAUGAGAACAAGCAGCGUCUGGAGGAAAAGCUUAUCAUAGCACUAAAACACAACCGAGGCUUUUGGAUAGAAGAUACAACAACUGGAUGAACUGAUCUUUGAAUAUUUAGGUCAUGCAUUAUUAUAAAGCUUAUUUACUGUACUGUGCAAAAGUAUUAGGCACCCUAUUUUUUUUAGUACAAACUUUGUUAUAGAUAUUAUUAUUUGAUGACUUCUACAUUAUCGAGUCAGUACAAAAACUUUUAGAUUUUAGAUUUCCAUGCAUUACUGUAUGUACCAUUUUAAUAUAUAUACACAUUUCUUUUCUUAACAUUCUGCUUAUUAUAGGUUGCUAACCAGCACUGAUUAACUAAGAUCUCAGAUCACUAGCAUUAAUUUACUUAGGUGCAUUAGGAUAAACUGCAUGUGCAGAAUAUUGGUAUGAAUUGCAUCACUUAAUACGUAGGGGAAGGAAACACUAUGUCAGUUAGGUAUUUGCAUUUUACAUUUAUUCUUAUUAGCUGUGGUGAGUGCAAAACAGAAAUUCGCCAAACAGGCAUAAUUGCUUGUCCGAUAUAACACUUAUUAAAGGUGAUAAAUAGCAUCGAAAAGCUGCUCCAUGUACAACUUGAACUUAAAAUAAAAGUAUAUUCUGUUCAUGA